AUGGAGGACGGCACCACUGUCUGUCGGGGGGGUCUCACCACUAGCGCAGACAGUACGACGUGCCGCAGGCUGAACGGAAGCGGGGACGCGGGUGUUCUCCGUAUCCCUGUGGUGCUCUUCAGCAACACACACUUCUUUUUCCCACCACCGCCAUUGCAUCCGCACAACUCAGACCAAACAGGGGAUGGCAAGGACCGCUACCACGGUAGCAUCGUGUUUACGAGCACGAUGAUCGUCGUUAAGAUUGCCGUCAACACCUGUAACGAAGAGAACAACACCAAUAAUCGCAAUUUGUCAAGUGAUGACGGAACAGUACGUGAGGUGGCCGCCUUCACUGACAGCGUUGACGCCGUGACAGGGUUUCAUAUGUGGGUGUCCGACGCGCCACGUCACACGUUGUUUUACCGGCUGGAACUCCUGGGCGGGGCGCACAGCGUUUUCUUCCAGAUCGACGAGGCACGUGUAGGGUCACCGCCCCUGUGUACAGCCGAUAACACGGGUGAUGUAGCAGCGGAGGGGCUUGUGCCGUGGUGGGCACAUCGUGUUGAAGAAUUUAUCGGGCAAAACAUCGACACAUGCGUCUUGCCGCGCGAGAACGACAACAACAGUAGAGACCCCUCAGAUAUGAGCUUUGAGGGGUCUACUAUUGACUGGGGUGGUCUGCUGGCUUCUGCGGUAGAACAGCUCAACAGUGCGAAGGGUUCUGCAUGCUGCUGCGCAGAAGCACAGAACGUCUGUGGGUGGAGCUUGCCGGUGAUGUACGUGAGCGCCCUACCUCCUCCUCCUACUCCUCCUGCAGUUGUGGGGACCGAGAGUCCAAUUGCCACGAUUGCAAAAAACAGUGUUGCAGAGUGGGAGGCACAACGACUGAACUGCACCCAAGCGGCAUUCACUGCUCGUAUUGCGCUAAUACACGACGAGUAUGUGAAGCGAGAGGAUCUUCUUCUGCAAUGGAUGUCUGAGUUCCUACCAGCCGAAGUUGGUGUGAGAAAAGGUGUAAAUUCUGGUAUUGCAGCUGCGUCGUUGAGCCUGCGUGGCCAAGCCUCAGUGGAGGAGAACCAGCACGAGUGUGGAGGAGACGGCUUGGGCAUCACCGAUGAAGUGAUGCAGCUACUCGCCGAAGAAGAGAACGUAGCGCGGAUGAAGUUAGUAAAGUACACCGCCAGUGUUCAACAAGGGAGCCAUGGGAGAGUAGCGCCGCAAACACAAGAGGCGUAG
Messenger RNA from Trypanosoma grayi, 1218 nucleotides. RefSeq lists its product as hypothetical. The record is from RefSeq and is a predicted model, not a curated record. The transcript has a single exon. Lineage: Eukaryota; Euglenozoa; Kinetoplastea; Trypanosomatida; Trypanosomatidae. The coding region runs from base 1 to 1218 and encodes 405 amino acids.